Messenger RNA from Rattus norvegicus (Norway rat), 1866 nucleotides. RefSeq names its product LIM zinc finger domain containing 2 (gene Lims2). Bases 246 to 1256 code for a protein of 336 amino acids. The transcript has 11 exons. Gene Ontology annotation, biological process: cell-cell junction organization; negative regulation of hepatocyte proliferation; cell-cell adhesion. The record is from RefSeq and is marked validated. Lineage: Eukaryota; Metazoa; Chordata; Mammalia; Rodentia; Muridae. Gene Ontology annotation, cellular component: plasma membrane; focal adhesion.
GUCAGUCCCUAGUGUUCCCAGGGUUGACACUAGCACCGGCAUCCCCUGUGCCCCUUGAAGCUGUCCCCUGCACUCCUCUUCCCAGCUGCAGGCUGGGUGGAGCCGCCCUCGCGGUUUGGGCGUGUUCUUCCCUGUGCCGGGACCCUGCGUCCUCUGUCAGGGACCCAGCAGUGGACUGCUGACGGGUGCUAGGCGCGCGGCCACCAUGACGGGAAGGUUCAAGACAAUCCAGGUUCCAGAGCAACAUGUCAGAAUGUCUGGCGGAUGCCAUGUGCCAGCGGUGCCAAGCCCGGUUUGCCCCCACAGAGCGCAUCGUCAACAGUAAUGGGGAGCUCUACCAUGAGCACUGCUUUGUGUGUGCACAGUGCUUCCGGCCGUUUCCCGAGGGGCUCUUCUAUGAGUUUGAGGGCCGGAAGUACUGUGAACACGACUUCCAAAUGCUGUUCGCUCCAUGCUGCGGAUUCUGUGGUGAGUUUGUCAUCGGCCGCGUGAUCAAGGCCAUGAACGCCAACUGGCAUCCGGGCUGCUUCCGCUGUGAGCUGUGCGACGUGGAGCUGGCUGACCUGGGCUUUGUGAAGAACGCAGGCAGGCACCUCUGCCGGCCUUGCCACAACCGUGAGAAGGCCAAGGGCCUGGGCAAAUUCAUCUGCCAGAGGUGUCACCUCGCCAUUGAUGAGCAGCCCCUCAUGUUCAAGAAUGAUCCCUACCACCCGGACCACUUCAGCUGCUCCCACUGUGGGAAGGAGCUGACCUCUGAUGCCCGAGAGCUGAAGGGUGAGCUCUACUGCCUGCCUUGCCACGACAAGAUGGGCAUUCCCAUCUGUGGGGCUUGCCGCCGGCCCAUUGAGGGCCGUGUGGUCAAUGCGCUGGGCAAACAGUGGCACGUGGAGCACUUCGUCUGCGCCAAGUGUGAGAAGCCAUUCUUGGGGCACCGGCACUAUGAGAAGAAAGGCCUAGCAUACUGUGAGACCCACUACAACCAGCUCUUUGGGGAUGUCUGCUACAACUGCAGUCAUGUGAUUGAGGGUGACGUGGUGUCGGCCCUCAGCAAAGCCUGGUGUGUGAACUGCUUCUCCUGUUCCGCCUGCAACAUGAAGCUCACUCUGAAGAACAAGUUUGUGGAGUUCGAUAUGAAGCCUGUGUGUAAGAGGUGCUAUGAAAGGUUCCCCCUGGAACUGAAGAAGAGGUUGAAGAAGCUGUCCGACCUGAGCUCCCGCAAGGCCCAGCCCAAGCCUGUGGGCGUCAACUCAGUCUGAAGGUCCUUGGCCUCCUUGCCUGCCUGCAGAACCUUAGCCCUCACCCUCUGCCCCAAGUCCUGCUAGCCACCUCCCACUUCUGCUCCAAUGCAGCCCCUCCUCCGGGGGCAUUCUGUUUCCAGUCCACUUCGGGCUAUGUAGUCCUCUCUUCUGUGCUGAGGCCUGGCCCACGUCACAAGCAUUUCCUUCCAGACCCACAACCUCCAGGGACUGGGACAAACUGGGGCAGGAUGAUUUGCCACUUGCUUGGCCCGCUGAUCCCAGCCCGAUACCUCUCCUCUCUACUCUCCCAGGAGACUCUCAGGCCCAGUGUGACCCUGGGGCUUGGCUGAGAAGCUGACCCAGCCCCAGGGCCAGCACCACGCAGACAGAGGCUUCAGGGGAGUACCCUUCAGUUAUUCAACCACAGUAGGUAGCUUGUGCUUACACUGUGUCAGCAAACCCAGCUAGAGGGCUGGGACCCCCAUUGCCUUUGCCACUCAGAAGACCUCAUAGAAAGCUUCCCAGCUGCCCACCCAGCUUGGGUCCCAUUUCCCAGGAGCACAUUGCCCUGGCCGUCUCAGACCCAAAAGUGGUGACAUACUUGCACAAUGAAGGCUGAUUCACAUUC